UGCGCGGGGUUAUGGGGGCGAAGGGCGCUCCGUGCCGUGCGGGGGGCGAACCCACACCGAGGGGUCCCCGCGGGGCGCGACGUGGCGACGUCGGGGGGGGUGGGGGGGGGGGGGACGGAGCUGAGCGGGGGGGGCACGGGGGACCCCCGGCCCCAAAGCGCCGCCCCGAAGCAGCGCCGGAUUCGCCCCGCGGUGCCCGUGGGGGUGGGGGGGGGUCCCGUCCCGUCCCGUGGGUGCCCCCACCCCGCCGUGACUCACGCGCUGCGCUCCGCCCGCUCCGCCCCCCCCCCCCCCCCCCCCGUGUUUGCUCUGUGGGGCGGGGCGGCACUUCGGCCCGUUCCGCUCCGGGCGGGGUUUUCCCUUCGGGUGGGGUUUUUUUGCCCCCCCCGCCCCAAAACCACUCCGAGCCGUCGGUUGCGGAGGGGCGGCCCGCAGCGCUCCCACUGUUGGCUCCGUCACCGCCGCCCCCCCCCCAAAACCGAACGCAGCCGAAGCGCCCCGGGGGGCACCGCGCCGGGAUGCGGCACCCGCAGGGAUCCGCGGGGACACCCGUGGGAACCGAUGGGGACACCCGUGGGACCCCACUGAGAUUGCAACGGACCCCGUGGACCCCAUUGGGGGAUGUCCAGGGACACCUAUGGGACCCCAUUGGGAACGUCCGUGGGGUCCCCAUGAGGGUUGAGGGACCCCAAUGGGGGACGUCCAGGAACAUCCACGGGACCCCCCUUUCGGAGCACCUAUGGGACCCCAUUGGGGGACGUCCGGAACCACCCAUGGCACCCCAAUUAGCAUUGCUCAGGGACCCCCGUGGGACCCCGCUGGGGAUGUCCAGGACCACCCAUGAGACCACUGUGGGGACACCCAUGGGACCCCAAUGGGGGACGUCCAGGAUCAUCCAUGGGACCCCAAUGGGGACACAUCUGGGCCACCAUUAAGGUUGCUCAGAAACCCCCGUGGGACCCCACUGGGGAUGUCCAGAACCACCCAUGGGACCCCACUGGGGACACCCCUGGGACCCCAUGAGGGUUGCUCAGGGACCCCUGUGGGACCCCAAUGUGGGAUGUGUAGGAUCAUCCACGGGACCCCCCUUUAGGAGCACCUAUGGGACCCCAUUGGGGGACGUCCGGAACCACCCCUGGGACCCCAUUAGGGUUGCUCAGGGACCCCCGUGGGACCCCACUGGGGGAUGUCCAGGAUCGCCCAUGAGACCACUGUGGGGACCCCCAUGGGACCCCAAUGGGGGACGUCCAGGAUCAUCCAUGGGACCCCCUUUGGGAGCACCUAUGGGACCCCCAUUGGGGGACGUCCAGAACCACCCCUGGGACCCCCAUCGGGGACACCCCUGGGCCCCCAUUAGCGUUGCUCAGAGCCCCCCGUGGGACCCCACUGGGGGAUGUCCAGGACCGCCCAUGAGACCACUGUGGGGACAUCCAUGGGACCCCAAUGGGGGAUGUGUAGGAUCAUCCAUGGGACCCCCUUUGGGAGCACCCCUGGGACCCCAAUGGGGGACGUCCAGGAACACCCCUGGGACCCCCAUCGGGGACACCCCUGGGCCCCCAUUAGCGUUGCUCAGAGCCCCCCGUGGGACCCCACUGGGGACGUCCAGAGCCGCCCAUGGGACCCUCCCCCUCCUCACCCACAGCCCACGCGCAGAGCGGACUCUCUCACCCCACGACCCCCCAGAGGCACCCAUCACCCCCCCCGCCCCC
This is a messenger RNA of Gallus gallus (chicken), 1709 nucleotides long. Its product is annotated as WAS/WASL-interacting protein family member 1-like. NCBI's taxonomy places the organism in Eukaryota, Metazoa, Chordata, Aves, Galliformes, Phasianidae. The transcript has a single exon. The record is from RefSeq and is a predicted model, not a curated record. The coding region runs from base 12 to 935 and encodes 307 amino acids.